GAAACGAGUCUGUACUUUAUUUCGUGUUUUGUCGCUCGAUAGAAUGCAAUAACAAUAAUUGUAGAGCAGACGGAUGUACCUGUGUACCUAUAUAUUACAAGUGUGUGUCGGUGUGAAUGGGCCAUCAAUCAAGAGUGUCAGGUUCCAGCUUUAGUCACACCUGGCUUCCCAAGUACGUCCCAAAUGCUGGAGAAAGCCCUACUGUUAGUCAGGGGCUAGUCGCCACCAAACUAAACACACCAACACAUUGGAUUCGCUUAUCACACAACUUUUUAUUCGAUGUCCCAUCAGGGGAAAACGCAAAUACUACACACACGUACUACGGUAAAGAACGAGGUUAUCCCAAUGGACUGCAUCUAUUAAGAGAGGAUCGUAUUACAAGACCCGAAGGAAAACCAGCCCCUUGCUUCUAAACCUGCUAUCAGCUAAGGCUAGCAUCUUGUUUUGUGUUGGUAGUGAAUUAAUUCUGGAAAUAUGUGCCCUUUGUCUGACCCAUAGUGUGAAGUGUAGAACCGGUGGACCGUACAGUGUGGUUACUAUCCUAAACCGAAACUUUGUAAACAAUGGAUUUCUUCUUCGACUUGUUUGAUUCUGAAAAGAAAAGAAGAGCAGCUCAGCAGCAGGCAGACAACCGAAACAGGACCGGAAGUGGGGGCGAACUGCCCCCUCUCCGAAUCGAUGGACGGGGACAUCAUGCUUUUAGUUUCAGAAAAUAUGACACAAGGGACACGAAUCGUGUUAGAGAUGAACGAACGAAGCGGGAACUCCAUCGCUUGUAUUUGUGGGAUAUCAAGGAAUUCCUAACCAAAGCCAAAGAAGAUUUUACGCACAAAUGGGAUCACCCUCAACAGAACACAGCCUGCCUUGAUGACUUUGACCGAAUAAAGACCCUAGGGACAGGGUCAUUUGGUCGGGUCAUGUUGGUGCAACAUAAGCAAAACAGGGAAUUCUAUGCCAUGAAAAUCUUAGACAAACAAAAGGUUGUGAAAUUAAAACAAGUAGAGCAUACCUUGAAUGAAAAGAGGAUUUUGCAAGCCAUCAAUUUUCCAUUCCUUGUUAGUUUAGAAUAUCAUUUCAAGGACAACUCAAAUUUGUAUAUGGUGUUGGAGUUUGUAACAGGUGGAGAAAUGUUUUCACAUCUCAGGAGGAUAGGAAGAUUCAGUGAGCCGCAUUCCAGGUUUUAUGCCGCACAAAUAGUAUUGGUCUUGGAAUACUUACAUAAUUUGGAUUGUAUGUACCGUGAUUUAAAACCAGAAAACCUACUCGUAGAUACCCAAGGUUAUCUGAAGGUGACAGACUUUGGCUUUGCCAAGAGAGUAAAAGGCCGCACCUGGACACUGUGUGGUACUCCUGAGUACCUGGCACCAGAAAUCAUCCUCAGCAAGGGCUACAACAAAGCUGUGGACUGGUGGGCUUUAGGAGUUCUGGUGUAUGAAAUGGCAGCAGGCUAUCCACCCUUUUUUGCUGACCAACCCAUACAGAUCUACGAAAAGAUUGUCUCGGGCAAGGUACGGUUCCCCUCACACUUCAGCUCUGACCUGAAGGAUCUAUUGCGUAACCUGCUACAAGUGGACCUCACAAAAAGAUACGGCAACCUGAAGAAUGCCGUCAAUGAUAUAAAAAAUCACAGGUGGUUCCAAUCCACAGACUGGAUUGCCAUCUACCAGAGGAAGGUGGAUGCUCCUUUUGUACCUAAAUGCAAAGGCCCUGGGGACGCAAGUAACUUCGACGAUUACGAGGAGGAACCACUGAGAAUAUCAUCGACAGAAAAGUGUGCAAAGGAGUUUGCGGACUUUUGAGGAUGUAGGUAGAGGAUAGUUAACCCCCAUAGGUUGUUCUCAUCAAGGCAAAGUGUUGUCAUUGUCACCUGAACAUCUCUGUGACAGAUCUCAUCAAGCAUCGAUAAAUCCCACAUGUGCAAUACACGCAGUAUGCAGCUUGAGCAGGGAGUGAACCAAGAUUUGUUGUGACAAAAAGAGUUCAAUAUUUAUGUUAUACCAACAAAAAUUCGCCAAAUUAUGUGUGUAGCCUGCAAAGAACAGACUGACUGAUCAAAUUAUAAUUUAAUGUUUCAUUGAGUUAUUUGUGGACAAGUCUGUGAUAUUGGGUGUACCAGCCCAGUCAGACUGCACAUGUGACAAUGGCUGCCGAUUGAUGUGAACGCUUCAGUGCUGUUGGUCGUAGAAAGCACAAGGGCUAGAUUUUUCGGCGCGAAUGUAAACGGCAUAGAUCGUGACUGUACAAGUCCAGCAGACUUGAAGACAAGGAAUACAUAUAUGAUACUACAAGCAAAGUGGCUGUGUCGGCAAUCGUGAUGGGAAUGUUGGGCAAAUUAAAACCUGUGCUGCAUAUGAUCAAGUUAACAUUGAUCAGUGUUUGUUUUGAGCGAUAUGGAUACAUCCCCCUAGAAUGUAUAUGACUCUUAUUGUAUUUUGUUAUGGAUGAAGCUGUACAUAAUAUACAAGUUUUACAUAUUUCAGAUGGAUUUUUAUACUGAAUGAAUGACUGUUUUAAUAGAGUUCUGCUGUACUUAAUAGGUGUUCACUAGUCUUAUCGAGUAGUGACUUAUUUUUUUUAAUUAACACCUCUUUCCUGAUGCCAAUUUAUUUGUGAAGUCUUGUCAAAACAAGGUGUUAAAUAGAAUGGUCUAUCUGUGUUGGCUGUAUCAACAUGCUUCAUUGUAAAUGGUACUUGGCUCGAAUUCGCUAUAUAUAUAAACACUUUUCCUGGCAACAACAAAAAGAGGGUACAAUUGUCAAAACAUGCAAUAGCCUCAAUAGAAAAAAAAAAACAAGUUUUGUUUUUCUUUUUAAAAUGUCAUUCGUAUUUAUGUUUUAUAGUUUUUAUUCAGGGCAUUUGAUUUGUAGAGUUAAAAUAUUUUUUAAUAUUGUUCAUGAAAUUCUACUUUCAUAUUUCGGUGGAAAAUAUUUAUAAUAAUUGACACAAGACUUUCAACUUCAAUUUCAUUAUUUGAUGUUUCCAGCAAAAGAGUAUGUGUGCAAAGUGAGUGUUUUAAUUCAGCAUGACUUAUUUUUGUAUCUCUUUGAAUGUCAAUUUUCAUUGUCCCAUCUGACUCUGAGCUGGUGCUGAUAUACAUCGUGUUUGCCUGACUGCAGGUUUCAAAUCUCUCAGAAGUAUGAAACGGUGUAAUGAGUAAAAUAAAAGCCAAUUCAGUCUCAUCAUCUAUAAUAAACAUAGAUCAUUCUAUUGUAACUCGUAUAGUUAUUACAUUAUACAUAGCAUCAAUUUUUUUAACUAAAUUAGAAAGUUUGAACAUAUAUUGAAAAAAAGUUUUGUAAAUUUUCACUUAAUAACUUUCUUUCUUGGGCACUACUCCAUGUUGUAUGACGUUGACGUACAUGGUGCUCACUGUAACAUUUUGUUCAUUAACAAUGUGUAGACUGUUAUCUGUCAGUUUUGUCAUCAUUAACUGCAAGUGUUGUUUUUUUUUUUUAUCACAUUCAGUUAUUUUUAUGUAUAUUUCAUUGGAAAAUUUGAAUGCUGAUUCAAAAAGGUCUAGAGCCAAUUUCUUUGGACAUAUGAUUUGGUAACCAAGCUGUAGCUAUGGUAGAGUGUGUGGUCUUGCUGGAAACAUUCAAGUGUUAUACAUGUUCAGUGCUGUGUUUAUUGUAUUGUCGCAGAUCUGAAUGAACGCCAAGUAUCAUUUUAAUAUCUAGUGGUUUUUUUGUCUAAAAUAAGUUUUUAGCAUAUUGUGAUAUUUUCAAAAUUCUACCAAUUUUUGGUAGGUUGAAAAUAGCCACAAGUGUAAAAUUAUUUCAAUUGAAAUAUAUAUUAUAUAUAUAAAUAUUAAUAUUAUUAUUAUGAAAGCAUUUGUUUUAAGUUCAGAGUCAUAAUUAAGGUAAUAAUA
Mizuhopecten yessoensis (Yesso scallop) is the source of this 3868-nucleotide messenger RNA. RefSeq names its product cAMP-dependent protein kinase catalytic subunit alpha. The transcript has 10 exons. The coding region runs from base 564 to 1799 and encodes 411 amino acids. The record is from RefSeq and is a predicted model, not a curated record. Gene Ontology annotation, biological process: peptidyl-serine phosphorylation. Lineage: Eukaryota; Metazoa; Mollusca; Bivalvia; Pectinida; Pectinidae. Gene Ontology annotation, molecular function: ATP binding; cAMP-dependent protein kinase activity. Gene Ontology annotation, cellular component: nucleus; cAMP-dependent protein kinase complex.